Caenorhabditis bovis is the source of this 3702-nucleotide messenger RNA. The record is from the annotation of a GenBank genome assembly. Lineage: Eukaryota; Metazoa; Nematoda; Chromadorea; Rhabditida; Rhabditidae.
AUGGGCUUUUCCAGUGAAUGGCUGGAACGGUCCUAUUUGGCGUGGCGACUUUCGACAAGCGCCAGACUCGUGCGCGCGGUGCUGUGCGUGACGUCGGCGUGCGCUCUUCUGCGCACCGUCGGCCACGUGCCGACGCCGUUCGCCAUCUGGACGUCGUCGAUUCUUCUAGUGUCGACGAUCGCCGUCGUCUUCCACAUCGUGCGUCCGAAGCGCACGGCGGCGUUCGAGGUGUGCGCCGCGCUCGUGCUGGCGCUCGACUUCGUCGUCUCGCUGCCCGACGCCUACUCGGCCCUCUUGCCCGCCGUCAUCCUCAUCUACGUCACCUACGCGUUCGUCGCGUUCCCGUUUUAUUCGGUGUUGGCCGUCGCCACCAUCGUCUCCGUCGUGCACACGUGCGCCUUCGUCAUCGUCGUCGAGCCGCUUCACACCAAUGAGAUUCUCGCCGUCAUCGUCGUGCACGUUUGGACGAACUUCACCGGCAUCUAUUUGUGUUCGACGUGCGAUCGAAUCGCGCGCAACGCGUUCCUGUCGGCGCGCAAUUCGGCCGAGGCCGAGAGCGGCGCCGAUUUGCAGAGCGGCCGACUCAGUCGACUUUUGUCGGCGUUUUUGCCUUAUCACCUCAUCACUCAUGCCAGACAUCAAAUCACGCUCUACAAACCGCAUUUGUACAAUGAGCAUUAUUCCGAGGUUUCUGUCGCUUACGGAAGACUUUUGGGAUUUGAGAAUGUUCUCGGCCAGUGCUCGUCCAUUGAUGCCGCGCGCGUUUUGAAGGAGCUCGAUGCACGAAUUGAUCGACUCGCCGCGGUGAAUGGCUGCACGCGGAUCGCAUCUGAAGGAAUUACAGUGGUGUGCUCAAUUCCAGGAAUCGAUUCGCAACACGCGGCGAAAUUGUGUCGUUUCGGACUCGAACUCGAAACACUCAUCAAUUCGUUUCGGGACGCCACCGGAGCCGAUGUCUCGGUGGCGUUGGCCAUUGACAGCGGAAGCAUCACCGCCGGCGUCGUCGGCACCCAAAAAUGGCACUAUGACGUCAUCGGACGUACGGUUGACAACGCGCUUCUGAUGCAAAGCAACGUCGAUGAGCCCGGCGUCUACGUUUCGUCGGAAACGCGAAAAUUUCUCGGCAACGAGUUUGACAUUGAGAAAUGCGCGAUCGGUUGGAAAUUGCACGCCAAUCUGCCGUCGACCGAAAAUUUUCCCGUCAACAAACGAUUCUCGAUGAUGACCGUACCUCAGGCGGUCAAUCGUGUUCUUCAAUCGAUCACCGCCAUGGAUCAGACGCUGAAGACGGUCGGCACGUCGAAAAAACGAAAAUCGGAGAGAUCGCGCGAGAAGUUCGACAUGAGCCAACAGAAGAACGACACGAUCAUCACGUUUUUCGCGCAAAAAUUCCGAAAUCGCGGAUUAGAGGACGAGUACCACAAAGAGACGGACCAUUGGUUCAUUCCGUCGAUAGCGAUCUCGAUUUUCUUUCUCGUCGUCUACGGAAUCUAUCAUAUGCUAGUUAUGCCAAGAUUGAUCGCAAGCCUCGCGUUGAUCGUCAUCGCGCUCACCCUAAUGUUUUUUAUUCUCCUCAUGCUCUACAUCGACUAUUUCCAAAGUUUUUCGCAAUUCAUCACGCGCACCUCGGCGGGCCACGCCGUCACCAUUCUCCUCAUCAUCACCAUUUUGUUUCUGUGCGGAAUUGUGAACACGUUUUCAUGCCCUCAACCAUCGGCUUUUGAUGUGUGCCAGAAGGCGCACUUCUCGACGUUCUCAUUCGCCAUGUGGACCAUCACAACCGCCGUUUUCAUUCGAUUCCCGUCGAUCUAUUUGGGCGUGUUGCUCAUCAUUUCGCUCAUCACCUAUGCUCUUCAAAUUUUCGCGACGAGACCCGAUCGAUUUGGACCAAAAGAAUUCACGACCGAACUCGACCUGUGCUGCUAUCUCAUCUCGCUAUCGAUAAUGGUGUUCGCGCACACGCGUCGCUGCGAGAAAUUGCUUCGCCUCGACUUUCUCGCCGUCGUCAAAGGCGUCGAGGAGACGGCGAGCCGCGACAAAUUGGCGACGCUCAACAACUCGAUGCUGCUCAACGUGGUGCCGGCGCACGUGGCGCCCGCCGUCCUCCAGAAGACGGCCGCCGGCGGCGACGUCUGGCACCAUUCGCAUCAGACCGUCGGCGUCGCCUACAUCGCCGUGUCGGGCUUCGAGCUCGACGGCGACGACGGCAUGACGGCGUUGAACUAUGUGUUCGCGCAUUUCGAUCGCGCCAUCGCCGACUACAAGGGUGUCGAGAAGGUGAAAAACGCCAAUCGAUUCUAUAUUGUUGCCGUUGGAUUGGUGCCGGACGCCGCGCAAAACGUGAACGAGACGCCGUGGACGAUCGGCGAGCUUCUGUACUCGUUGUCGAACUUCGUGUUGAGCGUCACGCGAUUCGCCAUCGACAACGCGUUCCACGUGCAGAUCGGCAUCGAUUGCGGCGCGUGCGUCGCCUACGUGGCGAACACGGAAGCGCCGCGCUACGAGCUGUUCGGCGAGACGCUCGAACGCAGUCGAACGCUGAUGCAGGCGGCCGGACACGAGACGACGCUCGUCUCCGAGGACGUCUACCUCGCGUUGCGUCCGCGGCCGCUUCAAUUCGGCGCCGACAAGCUGACGGUGACGUCGCGCCUCAACGCCUACGAGCUCGUGUUGUCGGACGCUCGUCGCGACGCCGCCUCCGUCGAGAUGCCGACGAUGCCGCGCGAGGAGCAAGAGCGCCACACGCAGGGAAUGGUCGACGCGCAACUCGCGUCGCACUCGAGAAUCUACGAUACGCAAACGUCGGAGAUGGCCUCGUCGAUGGCCUCGUCGUUCUCGUCCGAGCUUCGAUCGAUCGACGGCGACGCCGAAACCGAUUCCGAUCUGGAAUGGGUGACACCCGAAACGGCGUUGAUGAAUCGCGGCGAGAGCCGACCGAAGUAUGUGCUGCGACAAUCGGACUACGAUCCGUAUCGCGAGCCGGGCCGCGAGUACCAAUCGGCGACCGACGCAUCCGACGUCGAGGGUGCCAACUCGCGGAGUCGAACAAGCUCCCGAAUGAGCUACCGCCGCGGAUGGCGCGCGUCGUCGAAAAGCUCGCUUCGCAACGGCUUCGGCCUAUUCCAGAAGCGCGCGUCGUCGGCGGACGCCGUCAAUCAGAUCGAGGCGGCGGCGUCGCGCGUGGAUCGAAUGAUUCAGGAGUUGAACGCGUACGGCGAUUUCGCCGACGUCAAACCGCUCGAGUACCAGCCGUUUCCCAACACCGUCUAUCAUCACGGCUCGUUGAGCUCGAUGAAUCGCGCGAUGAGCUCGGCGUGUCAUACCGAGUACGACAACGCCGAAUCGGAAUUCGAGCAGCAGUUGUCGGAAGGCGGCGACGAUGGCGAUGGCGUUGCGAUGGCGGCGGCGGCGACGCGCCGUCGACGACGACGAGGCGACGCGGCGAGGCGUUGGCGUCGCGACGCCACCGACGGCGACACCGAAUCGCAAUGCUCGUCGAGUAUGGCGAGCGUCGAGUUGGCGUCGACGACGCGAUGGGCGUCGGCGCACUCGAUCGGCUACGAGAACGAGUACGAACUGCGAAGCGACGCCGACGCCGACGGCGGUCUCGCCAUCGACGAGAUGAUCGCACUGUCGCGCGACAUUCGCAACAACUUUGGCGAUUUUCAGCUGGCCACGUUUGACGACGUCGAUCAGCAAUGA